GUAGAAAUAAAACACGAUAACCAAGUUCGCUGUGAUAUCAUCUCAACUACUCGUUCAUCAUGGUUUAUAUAUCAUGCGGUGAUUUUAUGAUAGCAAAGCUCGUUGAUGAUCAAAGUAUCGACCCCGCAUAUACAAAAGAGCAAGCCACGCAGCUUUAUCAGAUUUGUUACAGGAAAUAUAGCAGAGGAUACGUUCGACUUGCCACAGAGAAGAUGCUUUACAUGACAGAUAAAUGCUUUUGGCAUCAAUUCUGGCCAGCUGAAGAAUUCCCAAGAGAAAAAGCGCACAAUUUGCUGAACAAAAAGGAGGGCAAAGCUACAAAGAGAAAUGAAAGCGUCGCCGGACAAACAAAUCAAGGUAUUAAGCAAGGAGACACUCAGACCGCACAGAAUGAGGCAGCAGAAUUGGCACCGCAGCACAAUAUUCCCAACUCAGACAAGCCGGCAAAGAUCACCAAUUCCAGAGAAGGCUCGCGAUCAAAGCAGAGGGUUGCAAACAGAGACCGAGCCAAGUCUAUGAGUGGCACUAAAGCUAUAGAUUGGGGUAUCGUUACAGUACAACGAAGAAAGGAAUACCGGAGGAAAUUAAAACGAAACCUCUCGAGCAAGAAACAGGCAGCGGAAGCAUCAGCACGAGUCUUAUCCAAACACAAUUCGAAGGCAUCUAUACUAAAUGAAAACUCGCAGAUAUUACAAGAGGGCUUGAAGAAAGCGCAGUCGGCGUCCUUGACUACGCAACUGCAGAGUGGGUUACCAGCAGCAGGUGUGGCUGCAACGAUAGCAUACAAAGAUUCAAAACCACUGGGAGAAUCACGACCCUCGUCUGAAAUGGCACAAGAUUUUCAACUGCAUCCUUCCUCAGAUCGGCUUCAGACACUCGAUGAGAUGAUUGAAGAAGAAAGAGAGAUUGCAAGCCAACUUAGAUGUGUGCGUGCAUCUUGCCCCAGUCCCGAAGAGAGCAGAAAGACAUAUCAGAAUUAUGAUCGAUCGGAUACAGUUGAAAGCGGAACCAAAGAGGUAUCAAAUGAUAGCCGUUUCUGCGUGGUACUAUAAGGUCGACUUAUACUACAAAGCAAUGUCCUUGUUGGCUGCAAGGAAUCAUCUGACGUGUGCGUUUGUUUGUUGGCUGGCUCCAUUUUGAGGAGCGAUUGGAUCGUUAUGAAGCUUAUCAGGGGCUUUGAGAGAUGAAUUGCUACUUCAUUUGCUUCCUGAUACUUGAAUUUCUCCAUAGUCGACUCGCCUAUAUCUCUUACGGCGGAGUUGGAGUUGGGAGCAGCGAACCGCAUGCUGGAUGAAUUGUGGCAGCAUUAUGAGCUGUUGGAGACGUACUUUCCAUAUCGAAAUGGAGGGAAGAGUUCCUACUCAGAGCUAAAUUGCAUAGCGUUUGCCAAUUCAUUGAAUCUGGGGGCUUCAACAACUAGUUUCAUUUCCGUCGUGUUGUCAAGUUUGUAGUGAAGUGAAAUUUAAGUGAAGGUCUAGGGUGCA
Molecule: messenger RNA, 1484 nt
Organism: Botrytis cinerea B05.10
Lineage: Eukaryota; Fungi; Ascomycota; Leotiomycetes; Helotiales; Sclerotiniaceae
Exons: 2
Coding region: 60-1052 (330 amino acids)
Source: RefSeq, a predicted model, not a curated record